This is a messenger RNA of Staurois parvus, 1630 nucleotides long. The record is from the annotation of a GenBank genome assembly. NCBI's taxonomy places the organism in Eukaryota, Metazoa, Chordata, Amphibia, Anura, Ranidae.
AGAGAGGACGCUCGCUUGCAGCAGGACCGGGCCGGACGCCAGGAGCAGAGAGCCAAUGAAUUGCAGCGCAUUCUGGACGGCGUCAGAACCAAAAUCCGGGACUUAGAAGAUGACUUCAUCAGUAAAAUGCGCCAUCAGCAGGCAGAGAUGACAAGUCUCGUACAGGAGAAGAAGGCUGUCUAUGAUCGGUGUCAGAAGCACAAAGAGAAGCUGCGUGAGCAGGAGGAGAACAUCACACAACUGCGCAAACGUCUGUCCCAGGUGGUCAGGUCAGAGGAGCAGCGAGCAGCCAAUCAGAAGAAAGCUUUCCUGCGUCUGAUGAACCGGGAGCCUCGAGAAAACAACAUCCUGGACCAGCAGGUUCUGGAUGUGAUUGAUGACUAUGAGAGGCGAGUGAACCAGCUACAGACUGAACUGAGGAGGUACGAGGCGCUGGACGUUCCAGUUCUGGACAGAAAAUCCUCAGACGGGUCUCUUGAUUUGGAUACAACGCCGAAUUAUAAAGCUCUAAUAAAGUCCUAUCAGGAGCAGAUUAAGGAUGCGAGGAGGAGGAAUGAGGAGUUGGUGAGAGAGAAUGAUCAGAUCAGACGGGAGAUGGAGAGCAGACCCUCAGCCAAAGAAUUCCGACUACACAAGCAGCAGAUGAGGAAAAUGGAGAAGAUUCUCCUCCAGAAUAACAUCCGGGUCCGGGGGAUGAAGAAGGAGAAGAAAGAUGAGAGCCGCGGUGAUGCAGAGAAUACAGAUCUCACAAGUUCGGAUCUUCUGCCGGCUGCUGAGUGUCAGCUCCACCUCCAGAACGUGUGCCGAGAGCUGAAUGUUCUGGAUCUGAAGGAUCUGGUGCCCACUGCUACCUCUAACCUGAGGCAGGCGCAGACCUCUACAAAGCUACACAAGAUCCUUUCUGACAUCAGUUCGGUGAUCAGCGGUCCCCGGGCCCCUCAGCUGCUCUAUAAACACAACCCCCGAGGUGAGGGCACCCCAGACGAAGCUGACUUCAUCCACAUUCUGCCAACGGUGGAGCUAUGGGCCGGGCAGUUGCUUUCCCUGAAGGCCCUACAUCGAGCCCUGAGAAAGCUGAGCGAGAGGCUUCUGCCUGACCAGACGCUGAACAAAUCACAAGAUUCGUAUGAUGGCGCCCGUGUGGAGGAACUUCUGCUGCUUGUGGACACCAUGCUGGAGGACCUGGAGAACCGGAAAGAGGAUGGCGCCAGGAUCUCCCCAUUCACACUGCAGGCUCUGGUCUCCCACUUCCAGAAACUGUUCGAUGUUCCUUCAUUGAACGGCGUCUAUCCGCGGAUGAAUGAGGUGUACAGCAGACUGGGCGAGGUGAACAACGCCAUGAAGAACCUGAGGAACAUCCUGGCAUUAGAUGAUUCAGCCAGUAUUGGGACGGUGGUGAACGCAGUGUGGGGGGAUGUGCCGACAUGCAGGCGGAGGACACAGCCAGAAACUACAGGAUGUUCUCGGCCCUCUGGACAUAGACAGCAUCAUCAAUAAGAUCCAGGAACACGAGGAAUUCUUCCCGGCCUUCGAGGGUCUGGUGAAGGGGCUGCUGGAUAUAUUAGAAAUCCGUCAUCUGGAGGAGAUUCUGCCCGAGGUGCUCCGACUGAAGGCGCUGGACUCGCGGUGA